This is a messenger RNA of Diaporthe citri, 1098 nucleotides long. RefSeq lists its product as uncharacterized. Gene Ontology annotation, molecular function: transferase activity, transferring alkyl or aryl (other than methyl) groups. Gene Ontology annotation, cellular component: membrane. The transcript has a single exon. NCBI's taxonomy places the organism in Eukaryota, Fungi, Ascomycota, Sordariomycetes, Diaporthales, Diaporthaceae. The coding region runs from base 1 to 1098 and encodes 365 amino acids. The record is from RefSeq and is a predicted model, not a curated record.
AUGGCCAGUCCUCUUCUUCGAGACAUGUGGCCGUCUCCGUCGGAGCAGCACUCCUCCCCUGUCCCCAUUUCCACUGAGAAGGAGCCUUUCCCCGGGCAAAAACCCACUGAUCUCGAUCCACUUGAAACACCCAUUUGGAUAUCUCCCAGAAGGGGUCUUCUCCACCAUAUCUACAGCUUGUUCCUCCUCACGUACUCUGACAUCAAAGCCGUGAUUAUUCCGCAAUCCAUCUUCGCACUGUCAGCCUUCUACUCCCACCACGAUCUCAUCAUCUCGGAGCGUACCGGUCCAGCCAGCAUCGUCGCCUCCACAGCAUGGCGUCUUUGCCAGAUGCUAGCCUGGCUCUGGCUACACCUAAUCAUCCUUGAUCUCUCCAACCAGCGCCUCCCAGACUCAGUCGCAGAGGACGCGAUCAACAAGCCCUGGAGGCCAAUCCCGGCGAAGCGGCUGUCCCCCACGGAGGCGCGGACAAUGCUGCUGUGCGCCAUCCCCGCCGCGAUGCUCUUCAGCCUCCUCGGGACCGGCCAGGCGGCCUUCGUCCCCUCGACGACCCUCAUCUGCCUCUCGUGGCUCUACAACGACCUCGAGGGGUCCUCGGUGUCCAUCGUCGCCCGCAACGCGCUCAACGCCCUCGGCCUGACGUGUUUCGGCUGGGGCGCGCUGGCCGCCCUCGCGGGCCCCGCGGCACAGAUGGCCGCGCACGAGGCCGCCGUCUGGAUGGCCAUGACGGCUUCUAUCAUCUUCACCACCAUCCACGUCCAGGACUUCCGCGACGAGGAGGGCGACCGCCAGCGCGGGCGCAGGACCAUAGCCCUGCUGUUCGGGCCCGCCGUGGCCCGGGGCAGCUGUGCCCUCUUCGUCCUCCUCUGGUCUGUCGCGGCGCCGGCAUUCUGGGCGUUCAAGGGACACCCUCUUGCAACGCUCGCUGCGGACGCUGGCCUGACAUGUGCGUGGUGGGUCUGGGCAGUAAGUGUUGGGCUGGGUGCUGGCGUGGGGGGGUUGUUGAUGGCGAGGAAGGGCCAGAGGGUAGACGAGCUGGCGUUGACGGUGUGGUGUGCGUGGGUCGGAUGGGUGUAUAUGCUACCAUAUCUCGUUUAG